Messenger RNA from Pseudozyma flocculosa PF-1, 999 nucleotides. RefSeq lists its product as uncharacterized. The record is from RefSeq and is a predicted model, not a curated record. NCBI's taxonomy places the organism in Eukaryota, Fungi, Basidiomycota, Ustilaginomycetes, Ustilaginales, Ustilaginaceae. Bases 1 to 999 code for a protein of 332 amino acids. The transcript is spliced from 3 exons.
AUGGCCAGCUCGUUCAGCAAAGGCCUCCCCGUCAGCUGGGGCUCCGCCUUGGGAAAACGCCCGCGAGACCUCAGCGACGAGUCCGAUAUCUUUGGACCCGCAGAGGCAGGCAGCUCCCCGUCAGACGACGUCUUCGCACACCUGCCAAAACGACAGCAUACCUUGUCCGCGCUGGACCACACUCCCGAGAGGCCGGCCAGCGCCAUGCAGCUCAGUGACAUCGACAUGGGUUCGCCCCUCCAGGCCAUGCGGCUCGAGAGCCCGUCGCCCUUGCACGCCGCCUGGGCGGGCUCCGACGAAGCAGCCAGACAGCUCAAGGCGCAGCUGGCAAGCAGUCGAAUAUACCCAGAGGCACGAUCGGAGAGCAGUGAAGGUUCCGCCGAGCCCUCGAUGCUGGUGGGAUCAAGGCCGUACGGAACCCGAGUCGACACGCCGCUCGUCAAGAGCAUUGCACGACACGCGCCCAGCUCGCCAUCGCCGCUCGCCGCGAAUCGACCCCUUCAGCUCGGCAGCACGCGGACAAGACAGCGCUCGACGCUCUCGCAGACCUCACUUGACAUGAUGGAGGAGGAGGUCGGCACGCCCUUGAUACCCAUGUCGAUCGCCGAGUCGCUCGAGUCCUCGCCGCAAGUCAGCGAGUCGGUCACGCCCAUGUCGAGCUCCUCAUCGCCCUGGCAGUCGAGGGAGGGCUCGCCCAUGGCGGCGCGCGCAGCGACCGCAUCUUCGGGACAGCGCUCCGGGACCGCUUCGGACGACGGCAUGGACCUCGGCAGCCCGCUCAGGACGCCGACCCGCACCAAGACUGCGAGGACGCCGCCGCAGCAGGGCCUGCGCAGGCACCAGCACUCUCCCGGCCUCGAUCGCAACGGCACUCCGCCCGGCGGAAAGCAGAUGCUGAGGUACACCAUGGGCUACCGCGAGGACUGCGAGCUCUGCAGGCUCAAGACUCCGGGCCACUAUAGCCACGUCGUCCAUCGACGUCCCAGCACCAACGCGUAG